AUGUAUAGACAAAUUGAACUCUCAGCCGAUCACAGAAAAUACCACAAAAUUCUGUGGCGUGAGCACCGCAAUCACCCAAUUCAAACAUUCAUUUUAAACACAGUCACGUACGGUACAGCUUCAGCACCAUUUUUAGCCACUCGAACUUUACAACAACUUGCAGAAGACGAAGGUUCCUCCUUUCCGCUUGCAGCUCAUGCACUACAAAAUGAUUUUUAUGUCGAUGACAUGUUGACAGGAGCCCCCACUUUUACUCAAGCAGAAAUUCUCCGCGAUCAAUUGAUCAAUCUCACCGCAAAAGGAGGUUUCCAACUACGACAAUGGGCGUCCAACGACCCGCGUUUAAUAGAACCAUUGCAAACUUUCAAAGACCAACAUAUGACGCUAAGCUUCACUGAUAGUAAAAAAACUCUAGGGCUAUUUUGGCAUCCACAAAACGACACCAUAGGAUACUCGGUGAAGGAAUGUGAUUCUCUCCCGAAACUCACAAAACGCGGUAUUCUCUCGUGUAUUGCCCAGCUAUUCGAUCCACUAGGAUUAUUAGGCCCAAUCAUAGUCAAGGCAAAAUUAAUUAUGCAAGAACUAUGGAAAUUAAACAUUCAUUGGGACGAAUCUGUACCAUUUGACAUUUAUUCUGUAUGGAAUGAAUUCCAAUCGCAACUGGUAACUAUUCGACAGUUUAAUGUUCCACGCUUAAUCAUAGACGAUCAUACUCAAAAUAUACAAUUGCACGGUUUUUGCGAUGCCAGUGAACGGGCGUAUGGAGCAUGUUUGUACAUUCGAUCUACUAAUAUUCAUGGCCAGCAUUCUGUUAAAUUAGUAUGUUCAAAGUCGCGAGUAGCACCAUUGAAG
This is a messenger RNA of Dufourea novaeangliae, 852 nucleotides long. RefSeq lists its product as uncharacterized. The record is from RefSeq and is a predicted model, not a curated record. The annotation marks the transcript as partial. Lineage: Eukaryota; Metazoa; Arthropoda; Insecta; Hymenoptera; Halictidae. The transcript has a single exon.